UGAUUGCCUAAGGCAACCACACUAAUAAUAUGUGCGAUAAUAGUAGUGUGAUUGCCUAAGGCAACCACACUAAAUAGCAAACACAGGAAUAACAUAGCAUGUGGAGACCCCAGUCGACGCGAAACAAGUGUUCGAACAGCCCAAGUUGCGCCAUAUUUCUUUUGUAUUAGUAAAUCUGGGCACUGAUCUCAUGCCAGGGUAUAAUAUAUCCCCAGGGUCUGAGCAAGAGCAUCAUAUAAUCACGUGUUUAUACAGGACAGUCAUAAAACAGUCUAAAGAUCAUGGUGAUAUCAUACCACUAGAAGAAUCACUGCACACGAAUAUCUCGCUGGUAAUUUCCUUCUACCCUGCUCUCCAGCACACGGGUCUGUCUUUUCAGCCCUCAGCUGUGAUACUUCAUGAAAGACAUUGAGGACUGACUACACUGUUUACAAUGAAGAGUAUUCUGAAAGACAAAAACAUCAAGGACCCCCGCAUGCGGGUGAAUGUGGAGACCGCUGGCCAAAGCCACUCCAUUGGGGCCGUGCGCUGGACACACCUGGAGGAUGACCUACAGGCACACAGCAGCGUCCCCAGCACCAGCAGCUCUGCCUCUAAGACUAAGGAUCUGAGAGACCUGCGCAAUCUGCAGGAGUGUGUUCAGUUCAUUCAUCAGUGGAAGAAGGAGGUGGACCAGCUUUGCAAGCCUGGCAGUAACACAGGAAAAGGCAGUAAGAAGGCAGAGAAAACAGACCCUCAUACUGAGCACAGCAAGGAGGACUGCCGAAAACUCAUCCUGAAGUGGGCAGACGAGCUCAACAAUGUGGACAUGCUGUUUCAGCAGAGUCCAUGGAGACAGGAGACCGCUGCAGCAGAGGAGCAGGAGAGCAAGGCUGAGGGCAUGGACCCCAACCAACAGGGGCAACUGAGGAUCAUGGAGUGGGCCAAAGAGUUACAGAGCCUAUCCAAGGUCAACGGUGUGACAAGGGAGGAUCUGGGUCUGAUGCUGCACCAGCUAGAAGUGAGAAAGAGGAAACUGGCAAACCUUCUUCCCUUCCUGGAGUUCAUCACAUGGUCCUUGCUGAAGGAUGACAAUAAGGGUGUUGUACCCCAGCUGUGGUUGUUAACAAAGCAGCGCUCAUGGAAAUUAGGAAUGCCAAAAUACAUCCCAAAUUCAGUCUGGUGCUGGAUCUACAGCGCCAAAGCGAAUGUAACUCUGGACCCCAUGACCAACCACCCCUGGCUGUUGCUCUCUGAUGACUGUAAGAAGGUCCAGGAGGCCCUGGCCGAGGCAGAGGUGACCUACAGCAAGCAACGCUUCGACAGCUGGCCAUGCGUCCUUGGCUGGGAGGGCUACUCCAGCGGCCGGCACUACUGGGAAGUAGACCUGGCCAACAACGGCUACUGGAGGGUGGGGCUAACCACAGGGUCCUCCAAGAGGCAAGGUCGCUUUCCCAUGAUCCCCAGCGAGGGCUACUGGACCCUGUGGCGAAGCACUCGUCAGUUCUAUGCCUGCACCAAGCCUGAGACCCCACUCCCCCUGAAUCAGGUGUCACGUAAGUUGGGAGUUUACCUGGACUACGAGGAGGGCCAGAUAUCCUUCUACAACAUGGAUGACAAGUCGCACAUCUUUACGUUCACUGACAACUUCCGCGAGAAGCUCUACCCGCUCUUCGCCCCGCUGGAUGGGCGUACCCUCAUCACGGUCUCUUCACCCAGUUCGGAUCGCUCUCUCUCAUAACCCAAUGGCCUGAAGCCCAUAACCCCACAACCUCUCAUGUUGUGUCUUGAUGCACCCCUCCCUCUGGCUCCAUGUAAAACCAAAGAAAAGGAGCAGCCAUGACAUUUCAGAAAUCAUGAUUUCAUAUGAGCAAACAAAAAAUAAUGGCAACCUUUCAGUCAACCUAUUUUCGUCAGGCUGUGUAAGAAUGGAAAUGUACUCUUGCAUCAUAUUCACAUUAGCAUUCAUUUAAGCAACUGGUUAUAAUGAUUUUUAAUUAGUGGUGCAUGCAACUUCAAGGAAACUCCCUUGCUGAACCAGGCAGUAGUGCAAAUGUGUGCAACAGUGAGAUGUAUGUCAUGUGGUCAGAGGGUACAGUCACACCCAGAGAGAGGCGGUGCACAUCUAUUCAUGUGCGUAAUCACCAGAGAACAAGGUUUAAGGUUGUGAAACCCCCACCUAAAUUUAAAUUCUUUUGCACUAAAAACAUUCCUACCCUCUAUUAGUAUGCCUAGCAGAAGGCACAGCAAAGUGAAAGUGUAAUGUUCUCGCGCUAUCAUAGUUUCAAACACAAGCCACAUUACCAAACACUGUCUCGAUGCAAAGAACAGGCGUAGGUGCAUUUUGAUCCUUAACCAUGGGGCCAUUGUUAACUUUAUUCAUGCAGUGGAUGGGGUUUGGGUUUUCCCCUACAGGGUGGAAUGUGAUGGGGUUUGGGUUGGAAUUGGGAUUAUAAUCGCCGUUUACAAGGCCUUUGUUCAAUGUUUUCCUAUUACCUGUAACUUUCAUAUGCCAUCAAACAAUUACUAUGACUCAGUGCACAGAUCGGCAUAGUAGUUAGCACUGUUGCCUUGCAAGAAGGGUAUAAGUUUCGGCUGGCCGAAUCCAUCUGUGUGGAGUUUGCAUGUUUGCAUGUGAUUCUGCCAGAUACUAUGGUUUUCUCCCACACCAAAUGACAUGGAUGUCAGGAUAGGUAUACUCCUGCCAUUGCUCUUGUCCAAAGCACUGGCCUCAGAACUGGAGUUGGUCCCAGACCACUGCACUGUGGCUGCCCACUGCUCCUAAGUACUGGGUUCAAUGCAGAGGACAAAUUACCCCAUGGGGUUAAAUAAUGUAUUGUCUUACUGCAAAGCAGGUGAUGUGCGAACGACGCCAGCGCCAAUUCUGCAUACUCCAGCCUAAUCUGGAUUCAAUCCUGGACCGUGGAGGGUCAUCGACGCACGAGAAUGAGAACUCUGAGUACUCUGAAACCCAAACCAAGUAAAACCAAUGGCCUGUGAUAGUACUAGAGGAAAUUACCUGUUUCUAAUGGGAGACCAAGAUUGUGAUUCACUGCAGUCAGCAAAGGUCCCUCAGCAGUUAACUGAGGUGGAAAGGAUGCCCUUGUACCCUGGUAAAAUUCCAAAUACUGCUGGUUUGCCUUCCAAAUAAAAUCUCUCCCUUUAUAGCUGAUUGUACAUGCAAUCAUUUUCAAUCCCCACUUCUUGUUAAAACAGAGCACAGAGCAAAACUAAAGCUCUACGACUAUAGAGCAAAACUAAAAUAAAUAAAAGGAAUACAUCGUCUCUGAGAUCAUUA
Molecule: messenger RNA, 3277 nt
Organism: Anguilla anguilla (European eel)
Lineage: Eukaryota; Metazoa; Chordata; Actinopteri; Anguilliformes; Anguillidae
Product: E3 ubiquitin-protein ligase TRIM21-like
Exons: 11
Coding region: 434-1720 (428 amino acids)
Molecular function (GO): protein binding
Source: RefSeq, a predicted model, not a curated record